UGGUGGUGGAGUUAAAGGUAAGCCGCGCAGAGAGGGGAUGAAGAUGUUUUCGGGGGUGGUUGUACUCGACUACGUGUGAGUGCGCCGUCAGUCCGCCGCCGGCGUCAGAGGCACCAGGACGCCGCUUUUCCACUCCACAAACAAUCAUUAAACAAUCUAGCACAAAACCGCGUGUGACAAUAAAAUGUGACAAAAACGACUCAAUUAAAAGUGCUCGGACGUUUAUUUUUAAUCCCGUGUUUAAUUAAACUCGAAAUGAGACUGUGUGGGACUUGCGUGCUGCGUGAUGCUUAAUCUAAUCGAAAAACACUGUGAUUAGUUGUUAACAUAAAUGUUUGCGGUUGCCGGAAUGAUUUUCGGACGAUUUCUGGCCGGGGCGCUGCUUUUAACGCAAGCUGGAGCCUACCACCAUGCCAGCCAACAACCACCUCGAAUCACCGAACACCCUGUAGAUACGACAGUGGCCCGACACGAACCUGCCACUCUCAAUUGUCACGCUUCCGGUGAACCGGAACCGACCAUCACGUGGUUUAAAGAUGGAAUGACGUUGAGAACGGCGCCACAGGACGCUAGAUCGCAUCGGGUGCUGCUACCAGCAGGGAAUUUGUUCUUUUUAAGGGUGGUACAGAGCAGGAAGGAAAGUGAUGCUGGGGUGUACUGGUGCGAGGCUAGCAAUGCUCUGGGGAAGGCUAGGAGCAGGAAUGCCACCCUUACUGUCGCAGUUUUACGAGACGAAUUCAGACUGGAGCCCCAGAGCACCAGGGUGGCAGCAGGAGAGGAUAUCGUGAUGGAAUGUGCGCCUCCAAGGGGCACACCCGAGCCCCAGGUCUUCUGGCGAAAGGAUGGGCACACGCUGGAGGUGGAAGGGAGGCUGAAACUGGUCGAUGGGUCGAAUCUCGCCAUCACAGACACCAAACCAUCGGAUGAUGGGCGAUAUCAGUGUGUGGCCAAGAACACAGCGGGUGUGAGGGAGUCGGCAGUGGCGAUAUUGAAAGUCUAUGUGAAACCAUUUCUGAUCAAACCCCCCGAGGACAAAACGGCCCUCGUGGGCUCCACCGUGGACUUCCCGUGCGCCGUGGGCGGCGACCCCCUCCCGGACGUCCUCUGGCGUCGCAACGCCGCCGGCGGCACCAUGCCCCUAGGCCGCGUCCGCGUCCUGGAAGACCGCACCCUUCGCCUCGAAAGAAUCACCCUUUUGGACCAAGGGCGCUACACCUGCGAAGCCGACAACUACGCCGGUGCCAUCACCGCCACCGCCCUCCUCACCGUGCACGCGCCCCCAACCCUGACCACCCGCCCCCUGGCCCAAACUGUUGAAUCCAACCGGGACGUCUCCUUCCACUGCAACGUGGAAGGAAGCCCCAAACCGUUCAUCUUCUGGUCAUUCGAAGGCGACCGCACCCUAAUCUACCCCGGAACCUCCACCGGCAACUACCAAGUCACCACAGUUGAGGGCAAAUCAACCCUGACUUUAAAACAAGCGCAACCGCAAAACUCCGGAACGGUUAUAAUCUGCUCGGCGGUUAAUGCCGCCGGUUCGGCCUCGACCCGGACCCGGUUAACGGUCACGUCCCGUGAGGAGCACCCGCCUCCGGUUAUAAUCCGGGGGCCGGUUAACCAAACCCUCCCCAUUAACUCCGUGGCGUUUCUCUCGUGCGAAGCCAGCGGGAACCCGACUCCGGUCAUUUCCUGGUACAAGGAGAAUCAUCCGGUUACGUCCACGAACCGGAUUAAUACAACUAACCCCGGACUUGUGGAAAUCCACAACUUGCAAAAAGACGAUUCCGGGUUGUACACAUGUGUGGCGUCUUCACGCAGCGGGAAAGCCACAUGGAGUGGACAUUUACUUGUGGAAAACCCCAAAAAUCCGAACAUUAAUUUCUUCAAAGCCCCGGAAGCUAUCAUGCUUCCGGGGCCUCCAAGUCGUCCACACGCCCUCAACCAAUCGGAGGGCAGUGUCACGAUCACGUGGGGUCAGAAUAACAAAAUCGGGUCGUCCAGCCUGCUUGGUUACCAAAUCGAGUUGUUUGGGCGUGAGGAGGGGGUUACCCCCACCUGGACUGUGGUAGCAAGGCGGGUCCAAGGACCUACAUAUACCCAACAUUUGCUGAGUCCUUCAGUACCUUAUACGUUCUUGGUACGGGCAGAGAAUGGGCAUGGGUUGGGACCGCCGUCCCAACUAUCCGACAUAAUCAUAGUAGGUCCUGACACUGCCCAAAAUUGGGGAAACCCCGAGGUGACGGUUUUGAGCGAAGCGAGGGCUAGUCUUGUCAAAGGCGAUAUCGUGCGGUUGAGCGAAGCGAUUCCUGUUUUAUCGACCGCGAUCAAACUAGUGUGGGAAAUACUGGAUGCUCAGUACGUUGAAGGGCUUUACAUUUAUUAUGUCACACUAGACGGACCCUCCGACCUUCCCAAGCCCUACAGCAUGUUGACGGUUUUACACACCGGAGGUGCGUCCAGUUUCACUGUCAAUAACCUAGCCAAGUGGUCACGUUAUGAAUUCUUCCUUGUGCCUUUUUACAAGACUGUCGAAGGACAACCUUCCAAUUCUCGAACUGUCCGAACCUUAGAAGACGUGCCUGUUGAAGCUCCAACCUCCAUGGAAGCUUUACUCCUAAACUCGACCGCGGUUUACUUGAAAUGGAAGCCACCACCGAGCGAAACCCUCAAUGGGGACCUCCAAGGCUACAAAAUCGAGAUCAAAGCCAACGGGACCGGAACCACCGACACUGUAACAGUCGGCACAACCCCCACCCUCCUCCUGGGGAAUCUAACGGCCGGGGUUGCCUACACCGUAAAAGUGGCAGCAAUGACACGCGCCGGCCUCGGCCCCUUCAGCUCGGCUGCCAUCCUCCGGCUGGACCCAGCCUCCCGUCACAACGACCACCACCACCAGAAACCCAUCGACAUGCAAUCUGGGGAUUUCAUCACCGAGACCUGGUUCAUGGCCCUCCUGAUCAGCAUGGUCUCGGUGAUGGUACUCCUGUUCGGCGCCAUGUUGCUAGUGCGGCGCCGCCAAAUGCUAACGAAAAAAACCCUAACUCCAAGCCGCUCCAACGGCGCAGUCCUAACCACGCCCCUCGCUUCCAAGACCGAAACCCCGCUGUGGCUGGACAAGGACGCGCUGCCCGACUACUCCAACUCCCUCCCCGAGUACUCGAAGCUCACCCCCGAGGUCAACCUCCACCUCAACCCGCGGCCAGACCACCUGGACUGCUCCAAGUACAUGCAGGUGGAGAAGGAGUACGCUAGUCCGAACCUGGCCGAUUACGCCGAAGUCGAGGCGAGUCAGGUGACCUCCCCGGCGCCCUACGCCACCACGACUCUGGUGACGGGCGGCCGCAGGAUGGUCUGGGUCGAGGAGCCGCCGUACCCCUCGCACAACGGCGGCUAUUACAACCGAAAAGUCUACUCGGAUUCGUAUUUCGCGCCAAAUCAAACGCUACGUCGCAAGAAAUCGUCCAAUGAGAACCCACCCGAUCUCGUGUCGCCCAAUCAGCCGGUGUAUGCGCGCGUCGGCCCGCCCGGCCUGUCAUGGCGCAACGCCACGCCUUCUUUGACUAGUUUUACGCCACAUAAACAGGUCUAUCAUGCCUCCACGAGGAGUGAGCCUGGCAAUAUGUUGUGAAUUUGAGUGAUUUUGUUAUCAGUAUUACUUGUUAAUGUUUUUGGGAGAGUGUCUAGUCAGUGGGCUCGGUUCAAAUCGUCCAUUUUUAAGCUUGGUUCUACUAGUUAAACCCGUAACACUGUAAUCCUCAUCGAUAUUCAAAUUGUAUAAAACAUAUCAAGGAGUUAUGUAUAAAUUGUGACUGGUUGUAUAUUUCUUAACUAGGGUAGGUUUUUUCAGUGCGACUGGGAAACGGGGGACGAGGUGGCAACACCGCCUGGCGCUCACGCGCCCUAACGACCGCUAACGCGCCUCGUUAAUUGCAAAAUACAAGUAAUAAGUACCCGAAAAUUAUGUGCAAGGCCGCUUGCACAUAUUUAGCCCACCGCGGAUUGAAAAUUCCGGGUGGGUUUGUGCAGUGUUGCCACGUUUUUCGCCGGAAUAGGGACAGUUUUUUGAUUUCCGUGUCUUCCGUUAAUUUCUCGAUUGGUUGAUGUAAGAAACAUGCUCAUUAUAUUUUUAUAAAUAACGUGCCAUUGUAUAUGUUAUACCAUGUAUGUACAGUAUUUAAAAGUAAUAAAAUUUUUAAAUGCGUACCUGUUUUUGUCACGAUAAUUGGGGGAAAGACAUUUUAUCUAACUCGAGCCACACGAACAAAUCGCUCUUUAAAUUAGGAAUUAUUCGCAAGGCUCAAGUCAGUUUGAAUGUAACAAAAACACCACCAAGCACCUGAACCGUUCGAAAGUCGGACUUGAAAUACCGUCGUCGUGUCAUUUUCACCAUAUUAUUACAAUUUUUCGAAUCAUUAUUUCAAAAAGCAUCAUCCGUCUUUUUCUGACACGAAGGUGGUAAGGCAGGCCGACAUACCUGAACUAUUUUUAUGAUAAUACUUAUCAAUAUCCUUAUGAUAAAAUGGAAAUUACUGUCCUGUUAUCGCGAACUAUAUGCAAGUUUAUUGCCGUUUGUUGGCAAACUAUAUAAAAAUUCUAGAAAAGGGGGCCAAUAAUUGGCGUUUUAUUGUAAUGUGUGUGGCGUUUUGAAUUUUUUAUGGCCAGUUUUGUUGAAUAACAAGGUGCGAUUUCAGAUUUUAUAACUAAAGUUCCGUUCUAAUUGAUAAGAAACUGACGCCGCCACUGGUGGGAAAAUGGGCCGGCUGUUAUCACCAAAAUGCAAAAAAUUCUAUUAAAUCAAUUUUCAAAUUUUGUAUAAAUUAAAAACUUAAUUUCCAAGGCUCUGAAAGUUGCCUUUGGUCACUCCUUUAAAAAAACUAUCGAGCAGAUCAAGUCCUACUGACUGCACCAAUUCUUGGUUUGGUAAAAAUAUGCCAAAAUUUAGAGAAGAAUUAAGAAGGCAAUUUGUCAGUUUUUAAUAAAAAGGUACUUUCGGUUCACUUUCAUAAAAAUCUUAAUAAUUCUUAAAACUAUAAUGUAUUUGAUGAAAAAAAAGUGAACGUUCAAUUUAUUGCCCAAAACAAUAAAAAGGAUUAAAAAAGUUGUAUUUAAUCAUUUUUUUUUUGUAAUUAUUUGAAUUCACCCAAGACACGUGACCAUAACAACCGCACUGGUUGCCAUGGCAACAUACAACAACAACCGAGCAUCGGUAAAUAAAUGGUGAAAAAUGCCUUUGGUGGAAAUUGAGGAAAUACUGAAUAAAUACAAACAGGAAGAGGAAAAGGUGGAAACUUUAUUUCAAGACAU
Tribolium castaneum (red flour beetle) is the source of this 5304-nucleotide messenger RNA. It is a transcript of the gene robo3, whose product is annotated as roundabout 3. Gene Ontology annotation, molecular function: cell-cell adhesion mediator activity. Gene Ontology annotation, biological process: dendrite self-avoidance; homophilic cell-cell adhesion; axon guidance. Gene Ontology annotation, cellular component: axon; plasma membrane. Bases 332 to 3628 code for a protein of 1098 amino acids. The record is from RefSeq and is a predicted model, not a curated record. The transcript has 4 exons. Lineage: Eukaryota; Metazoa; Arthropoda; Insecta; Coleoptera; Tenebrionidae.